Bemisia tabaci is the source of this 5741-nucleotide messenger RNA. Its product is annotated as ELMO domain-containing protein 2. The record is from RefSeq and is a predicted model, not a curated record. Lineage: Eukaryota; Metazoa; Arthropoda; Insecta; Hemiptera; Aleyrodidae. Gene Ontology annotation, molecular function: GTPase activator activity.
CAAACAUCAACAAAACGUUGAACUAAAAAGCAUUUUUGUAAUAACGUGUUAGUGAAAAUUAUCAAGAACGUGUAAAGGCGUGAGUUUUAUGAGUUUUCCAAGCAAUAUUCUGAUCCCUGUUUAUACUGUUGUUCAACUGUGAUUCGCACCUUGGUGUGAAGAAAAAUGAAUUAUUGCCAUUCAUUUUAAUUUCAUCUGCAAGAAGUAUAUACUUUCAUUUCAAAGUACCCUGCAGCGAACAUGCAAUGAAGCUCAAGAUUACUUGAAGCAAAAUUCCAACCAAUGGUUUUUUUAUGAGUGUAAAAAUGCUGCCCACUAUCAAUCAACGUAAUUGUGUUGUCUCAGUGGUGAAGGGUCAAGGAGAAUGAUUGCCAAGUGCUCCUCCAAAAUGUUCCUACUUUUAACGCAAAACUUUAAGUAUUAUCUCUCUUGUUUGUACUACUAUAUACAUCCUGCAGUGAAAUGGUUCUUGAGGAGAACCACAGGACUGUGCGAACUUCAAAGAAUUUGCUACGGAGCGCCUGAAGGAGCUCCCAGGAACUUCAGUGUGGAGCGCUCUCUCUUGCAAUCUAGAAGCAAAGAAAUCCAAGCAGCAGUCGCUUACUUAAAUAGGACAAGUAAGGAGCGGCAAUUCAAAGGAAAUAAACUAGAAUUUGCUCUCCAGUACAUUGUUGAAACUGUGCUUGUAGUGAAGAAAAUUAACGCUCUCGCUCAUCCGAAGUUUCCUAUUUUAUUGAGACAAAGCGUUGAAGUCGUGUGGGGUUACAAUCAGCUGGAACAAGAAAUUGUCUGUCUAGCAGGUACUCAUUUUGACUCUUCCAAUAAAGACCAUGAAGCCAAACUCAUGGAGUUAUGGUCCCUCCUGAAGCCUGAUGCUCCUUUAAGGAGCCGAGUCACCAAGCAGUGGCAGGAGAUAGGAUUCCAAGGCACUGAUCCUAAAACAGACUUCCGAGGAAUGGGAGUUUUAGGCCUUGAAAACUUACUGUAUUUUGCAUCUAAGUACAACUCUUCCGCUAAACAAGUCCUAGCCCACUCCCAUCAUCCUCAAUUUGGAUAUGCCUUUGCUAUAGUUGGAAUCAACCUCACUAGUAUGGCAUAUCAUUUAAUGACAGAAAAGUUUGCGAAAACGCACAUGUACAAUGUUUGCUCUAAACUGCCAUCCAUUGAUUCAUUUCAUUUGUUGUAUUGUUACUUAUUUGUAGAAUUUGAUAAGUUCUGGAUUCAAGCUAGACCUAAAGAUAUCAUGGAAUUUAGUCACAUAAGAGAAAAUUUUGAAACGAAAAUUCGAAAAAUCCUUUCAAGUAACCAGAGGGCUGCUUUUAAAGUACAGGUCUCCAAUGAUUUGUCCAUUUGAGUUGAAUGCUCUUUGAGAGUCAGGUCCGUAUUUAAACCAUUUCUGUCUAUCAUGAAAACAUUUAAAAUGGAAGAGGAAUUUUUCGAAAUAGGUGACUCUCAUGACAAUUUUUAUCAUUAUAUAUUCAGCUCCAGGUAAAUUUGCAAGGAAGACUUGUCUUUUAAAUAGAUCGAACACAGAAGCAGUGCCAAAUAACACUUUUAUCAGUCGCCAAAAAUUCUUCAGUGGGUGUGAUGAAAUAAGUUGAUGAUAGCAUUAGUUCAAUUUGUUUAGGGAACAGGUAUUUAAUAUGAGCAUUUAAUUCUGAUUGAAUAUGUACUUAUGAUUAAAAUUGAGAGGUGCAUGUUGAAAACCCCUCUAAUGUGUCAUAACUUAUACUCUCAACUUAUUAUGGCUAAUCUACAAACGCACCAUAUCUCUUGAUUUGCAUCGGAAAUGACAUAUAAAUGCUUAAACCCGAUCAGAAAGUGGAUUGAGGUAAAUUUAUCUCCUCUGAUCGCUUUUUUCUGUAGGCACCCCUAUCCAUACUGUUAAAUUCUCUUUCAACUGGGUUUUGUAUGAAAACACUUUCUAGAUUCGAAUUCAACCAGCAUUAAAGAGGUAUGUUGAAGAGUCAAGAGUUUGUUACAAGUGUCUUUUUCGAUGCGUGUUGACUUCAUAUUUCCAACUUGCAUUGAAUCGUCUCUCAUGAAUGUCAUUGAUCGAAGAGCUAGCCUUGAUCAUUAGCGAUAUUAGUUCUGGUGAGCACGAGGCAUAUUUUCACUAUUAAAGGUAGCGUAUUUUGGACUGGCUUGGGUCCUUUUCGGUAAUUGUUAUUUGGUGCUGAAACUGGUGAGAUAUCUGUUUCUAGAGAUAAGGAAUUUUCAAGAGGAAAUUAGUUCUAAUGGAUAUGAUGUUCAGAAAUAUUAUUUGGAGAAAAUUAAUUAAUCAAUAAGUGAGAUGGUCUUGCAUAUCCUUGAUCGCAAGGUAGGAGGGAAGAUGAAUGCGAAGUCUAGUCAGUUAAAUUUUCAACAGGGCAUCAUAGGAACUUAAAUUCUUCUUGGAAAUUAAAUUCUUUUCAUCAAUCAAUUUUCUUGGUCCUCAGAAUUAUAGCUUCAAGUUCUCCAAGAGAUCUCAUUGAAUAACGAACACUAGCAGUGCUCAAAAAUUUGUUUAAUGAUCAGUUGAUUGUUUUUUGCAUCGGAGACUCAUCAAUUUUUUUUGGGUCACUGCAGGGAUGCAGAAAACUAUUUCAUUUGCUCUACCAUUUUUGCCUAUAGGUACCUUUUCUUUCGCUCAACUUUUUUAAAGUAAUGUGGCCCUUUCUUCCCCUCCUCACUGUGAAUUUUACGAGGUUGCAGGUAAAUAAGAAAAAUAUUUUAUCAUUUGAAGAGGUUCAUCAAUCUGAUUUGAUUUUGCCAAUCGAAGGUGCUUAUUUUUUUGUAAUAGACAAUGAUUUUUUUUUAAAUCAAAACAUGUUCCUGUUUUUUUUUUUAAUUUGUAUUAAUUUUCUUACCUCAACAUUUUUUCCCCUUUCUUCUUUUCCACCAUUCUGGAAAAUUUGCAUUAAUUUGUCAACUGAUAAAAGUGGAACACCAUACCCUCUGUUCUGUGUGACUUCCAAGCAGAGGUGAAUUAAAUACAAUUUUUCCGCCAGGGGCUGGCAAAAUUUUGCUGUCCUUAUCACAGAAGUGAUGAUUUCUUUUCGCCCUUCAAUUUUGCUCCAUGAAGAAAGCAACAAAGAAAAAAAAAAACUUCAACCUUUGCUGCCUUGCUUCUACAAUUUACUAUCUGGGGCUUUAACAGUCCCCAAAGCUUCACUUUUGAUCCAGCCCUGUUCCUAUAAAUUUUAAUAUCUAAGAAUGAUCUGAAAAAAACAAACAACCAAAAAGCAAAAUAAAGUGCCUCCUUUUAAAGAAGUGCAUUUUUUUUUACACAUCUGUCAAAUUGAAGCCACUGAUUCCAAUCAACUAUUUUCCCAUUUCCUUGAAUGAAAUUUCUCACAUUUUUAAGUAAGAUUCCACUGCUAUCAGUCACUAAGUAAGUAAGGAGGUUAAAAUUAAUGUACAAGUUUUAACUCAAACCCUCAUAUAGAUCUUAAUAUUGAAAGAAUAAUUUGAAACUAAAGGUAGCAAUUUCUAAUUGAAAAUCUGUUGUACCAGUGUUUAGCUACACAGUUUUAUGAUCAUCUUUCACCUAUGUCUUCAUAGUGAGGCCAGAAAAACAUGUAUUUCUAUUGCAGUAUUUCAAAAUAAAUUGCUCCCCCCUCCUCCCCCAAGAAAAAGAUUCUGUGAUAUUUUAUAUGAAAUAUGCCGAGAAUAUUCUGGAUACAGUGGUUGGUUGUUCUUCAAAGAAAAUACAUAAGUAUAAGCCUGCAACUCUGCGAACUAAAUGUAUUUUUCUAGCUUCACUAUCGAUUUUUUAUUUCGGGAAAAAUGUAAUUAGAAGUCAUUGUCGACAGUUACUGCCGCUAACCUUUUUCGUUUUGGGUAAUUUUUAUUUAUAGCUCAUAAAUAAGAGGUAUCUCAGAUUAGGACGAUAAUGUAGUCAAGGGGUAUUUCUGAAAAAUUAGUCUGUUAAGUUUAAGACUUGACCUUCGAAAAUAUUAAAAAUCAGAGCUUGCUCCUGCGCCUUAAUAUUGAAAUCUGAAGUUUAAAUUAUGCACUUUUAAUUCUUUUUUCAAUACUUGCACCACUCAAGAUCUCAAAAUCUAAUAACUAGAUAAAUUUUAUCUUUGAUCAGCCUAACAGCAAUUAGUGCUGCCAAAUUUCCUCUCAUGUUUUAGUUUUUCAAGCAAAAGCCGAGGUGACAUAAUGCCUUGAAAGUCUCUGUAGCUUUUCCUAACUUCAAGAGAAAAUACACUUGAAAGCAGUGUCUCUGCUUGGCUUAUUUUGAGAUGCUGUGCAUAUUACAUGAUGUGCUGCAUCUCAUUGUGUGUCUUGUAUAUGAUAGCGUAUUUUAAGAUAAACCUGCCGAUACUGCCAACAUUUUAAGAAUUUUACUGGCUAAGGGAGAUAAUCAACUUUUAAAACUUGUAAUUUUUUGAAAAAAGAGACGCAUUUUGUGCAUAUUAUUUGCAAAAUGUUGACAAGUUCCAUAUGGUGUAUUAUUUGUCUGGAAAGUGCGUCUAAGUGCGUUCCAAUUUGGGAAUUUCAUAAUACGCGGUCGCAGGGACACUGCUCAAAAGUUUCAAGGUAAUAUAAGAAGGCAUGCAAUCUUAAGGAAAUAGGUUCAUAAAUGCCUAUUGAAGGACCUGUAAAUUAAGAGCUGUUUUUUGGUGCAUAGUAGAAUUCAUUGCUUGUCCAAAUUAUUUAUAUUAAUAUUUUCAGAGCAGUUUUUAGUGUUAAUCACUGCCGUAUUUCCGUUCUCUAUUUUCCAAUAAUCAAAUUUUCAGUACUUAAUUAUAAUUCUUAUGGCUUUAUGAAAGCUUAAAAUGCACACUCAACUCUUUGCAGGCAAAUCUUUUAGAUACUUCAGCAAUUCGCUGUGAUAAUCAAUUUUUUAGUAAUUAAUUUAUUUGAAAUAUUAAUGAAUGUAGAAUGCAUAAUGGCAGUGAAACUUCAAAAAUGUGUAUCUGGGUUGUAAUAAUUCAAAAUUUCUGCUCCUAUUUUAUUUUUAAAAGAAAACUGAGCCAAUAUCAUGGCUUACAAUUUUCACGAAAUAUUCUUCAUAUUGUAGGGGAGAAAAAUCACCGAAGUUUUCAAGCGCUGAUGUUUAGUAGUUUUCCAUGUAGAAAAAAAAUUAUGACAGGAAGCCUGUAAUGCAGCAAACCGAGAUAUGCAUUUUUGCAGUUCUACCCUCAAAAUGUAAUUCAGGAAGUUGAAGGAAGCAGUUUUAUCUUAGUGAGUGAACAUUCUUUAAUAUGAAGUACCUCCCUGAUAAAUUUUCAAUCAUUUUAAGAGGAUUAGUCAAAAGAAAGGACCAAAAAAAAAGAAGAAGGGGAGAAGGGGAGUUACUUCAUGAAUAUAAAUAACUAUUGAUAUUGAUUUCAUACCUUGAUUCACUCUCAGUAUCAAAUUUCAUUAUUUUGUGUUCUGUAAUAUGCAGAGAACAUUCUGUCCAUUUAUUUGUUGGUCUUCCCGAAAAACAUUUCCUCUUAAAAUGACUGGACUUAUUUAAAUAUUUUUAAUAUUUUACCUGCCUAUGAAAAUCGGGGAGGGCGCUGGUUCUUAUCUUCUAUCUUGAAUGCCUGUCUGUUCCAAUACAGGAGUGCUUCAACAAUGAAAUUUAUAUUUUAGGUUUGUUCGAUUCAGCAAUGCGCUGUUUAAGUAUUUACUUUUUUUCUCUUUGUUUGAGUGUUUUAUUUCGUGCAAUAAAUUGCAUUAACAGAGUGUAAUUUGUGCAAUGCCCUAAUUUUAAUGGUGUCACAACUUUCAAAGGUGAAAUACAUUAAAAUUGUGAAAAAAUA